Molecule: messenger RNA, 3095 nt
Organism: Hirundo rustica (Barn swallow)
Lineage: Eukaryota; Metazoa; Chordata; Aves; Passeriformes; Hirundinidae
Gene: CCDC102A
Product: coiled-coil domain containing 102A
Exons: 8
Coding region: 1145-2704 (519 amino acids)
Cellular component (GO): myosin complex
Source: RefSeq, a predicted model, not a curated record
UCCACGCGUGCUCCCCGUGGGCGCUGCGCGGUUGCCGGUUCUCUGCGUGUACUCCCGUGGGGUUUGCGUGGGUGCCUGUGCGCCAUCUGCCCUCCCGUGGGCGCUGCCUGUGCCGGGUCCUGCCGAUGCCUGAGAUUCCUGCUGGAGCAGCCCAGGGAGCGCGGGCCUGGGCUUGCCGCUGAGUUUUAGCAAAACUUCACCGUUUCAGCAAAUACCACCAGAAAAAUUAGUUCUUUCCCCCACGCAAAUCCCAGAACUGCCAUCGGCUUCUGCUCCCGCUGCUCCAGCACUGGCUUUCCCAGCCCAGCCGGAUUUGGUAGCAGGUCCGGGCUGCACCGUCCCAAAAACCUGCCGGGGCUGCGGCCAGCCGCGGCUGGACCCUGUACUUAUCCCAUUAGGACGCACAGCAGCCUCCCAUUGAGGUUUCCUGGGGCGGUUUGCCUGCCUGGCCGCACCGGGAUGUGAGAUCCAGGACGGGAUGUGAGGUCUGUGCCUGGAUGUGAGGUCCGUGCCGGGAUGGAGACACUCAGCACCGGCCCUUUGUUGCGGCAUCUUCGGAGAGCGCAUCCAGCUGCCUGGACACGCGUCCUGCUGCCACGCCACGCCGAUCCAGCAGCUCCGGCUCUCCUUCCGGAGCUGUUCCUGCUUUGCUGGCGCCGGAUCCGGGCUGUAACCCUCGCUGGAGCUGCUGGGGUGCAGCUGAGUACCCCAACUCCAGCACCGGGGAUGGUGUCGGAGGCUCGCAGAUGAUGUCAUCAGAUGACCUCAUGCAGAUGACAUCAUGCGAAUAACAUGUAGAUGUUUUCCCUUCAUUGUGGCGCACUGUCAGAGGUGCCUGCAGAGCCAAGCUGAGACCAGGUGCCGGUGGCUGGGCUGUGGUCUGUGGCCCUCGCUGAGGACCUCACUGGUGUCUUCACUGGAGAUCUGUCUGGGGCCAUCACUUGGCUGGGGACACUGCCGAAGUCCUCACUGAGGUCCAUCCCAGGGAUCUCCUCGCUCGGUGUGCCGCUCCCCAAAGCCAGGGACCGUGCCCCUGCCGCCCCUUCCCUCCAGCCGCCUGCCGCGGUCCCCAGCUGACCCCUCCCGUCUCCCGCAGGUCCCUGGCUGCAGGACGGUGACGGCCAUGCCCUAGGGGAGCCCCGCCAUGAGCCAAAGCGGGGCGUCGCGCCUGGCCGGCUCCCCGCCGCUGCCGGGGGGCUCGCUCCUGGCCCUGCUGGCCCCCGAGCCCUCCCCGUCCCCCCCCAGCGGGACACCCUCGCCCGGGCCCCCGCCGGCCUUGCUGGAAGGGGACUGGGAAGGGCGGGAGGAGCUGCGGCUGCGGGAGCUGGAGGAGGCGCGGGCGCGGGCGGCCCAGAUGGAGAAGACGAUGCGGUGGUGGUCGGACUGCACGGCCAACUGGCGUGAGAAGUGGAGCAAGGUGCGCGCCGAGCGCAACCGGGCGCGGGAGGAGGUGCGGCAGCUGCGGCACCGGCUGGAGGCUCUCACCAAGGAGCUGGCCAGCCUGCGCCGGGACCGCGACCGCGACCGGCCGGACGAGCGCUCGCCACGGCCGCCGCCGCAAGCCAGCGCCGGCAGCGCGUCCGCCGACGGAGCAGAGGGGGACACCGGCCCCGAGCAAGAGCCUGUGCGGGAUGUGGGGGCUGAGGUGCCCCAAAAAGCCAAGGAGCUGGAGCUGAUGGAAAACAUCUUGACGAGCAAGCAGGACGAGAGCUGGGAGCAGCGGGGCCCCCGGGCCUCCUUCAGCCGCCAGGAACGAAGCCGCCUGCUCUGGGAGGACGUCAGCGUCGUGGAGGAGGAUGCCACCAAAGUCACCGCCCUGAAGCUGAGGCUGGAUGAGUCCCAAAAAGUGCUGCUCAAGGAGCGGGAGGACAAGCUGGCGCUCAGCAAGAACAUCGAGAAGCUGGAGGGUGAGCUCAGCCAGUGGAAGAUCAAGUACGAGGAGCUCAACAAGAACAAGCAGGAGGUGAUGAAGCAGCUCAACAUCCUGAAGGAGAUUCAUCAGGACGAGCUGGGGCGCAUCUCCGAGGACCUGGAGGAUGAGCUGGGCGCUCGCUCCAGCAUGGACAAGAAACUGGCUGAACUGCGUGCAGAGAUGGAGCGGCUGCAGGCAGAGAACGCGGCUGAGUGGGGCCGGCGGGAGCGGCUGGAGACGGAGAAGCUCAACCUGGAGCGGGAGAACAAGAAGCUGCGGGCACAGAUCGAGGACCUGGAGGAGGUGCUGGCUCGCAAGCGGCGCCAGACCGCCAGUGCCCUGGACACUGACCUCAAAACCAUCCAGGCUGAGCUCUUCGAGAAGAACAAGGAGCUGGCCGACCUGAAGCACAUCCACACCAAGCUGAAGAAGCAGUACCAGGAGAAGAUGGCCGAGCUGGCCCAUGCCAAUCGCCGCGUGGAACAGCACGAGGGAGAGGUGAAGAAGCUGCGCCUGAGGGUGGAGGAGCUGAAGAAGGAGCUGGCCCAAGCCGAGGAUGAGCUGGAUGAGGCCCACAACCAGACACGGAAGCUGCAGCGGUCGCUGGACGAGCAGACGGAGCAGAGCGAGAGCUUCCAGGUGCAGCUGGAGCACCUGCAGUCACGGCUGCGGCGGCAGCAGAGUGCCCCGCUCUUCGGCAAGAUGCGCAGCGCCCGCUUCGGCCCCGACGACGCUGGGGACGGCACCAGCGACCCCGACGAGGACGAGGACCUGCAGAUACAGGUGCCCUAGAGCCCGGGGCCAGUGCCACCUCCGCAGGACGUCCCACAUCAGUUCUCCGCAUUCAAGGGCGCGUCGCCAGGGGACCCAGCUGUGCGGUGAUCCUUGUAUAGAUGGGGAAACUGAGGCACGGAGCAGUGGGGAGAAAUUUGCCCAGGGGUGCUCCAAAACCCACUGCUUCUUGGACAGUACUGGAUGUCCCUUCGGCCACCAGCAUCUCCUGGAACGCUGUGGCCACCAAAGCCAGCAUCACUGAGCAGCCCGGGAGGAGGAGGCGCAGGCAGAGAGAUGCACCAAGCCCGGCAGCCACAAACUGCCCACUUCUUUUUAUAUAUAUUAUAUAUAUGUAUGUAUUUGUAUAUGAUUUUUUUAUUAUAAAUACAGAGCCCAGACGGGCCCAGGC